Plenodomus lingam JN3 is the source of this 1230-nucleotide messenger RNA. RefSeq lists its product as uncharacterized. Gene Ontology annotation, cellular component: nucleus. The record is from RefSeq and is a predicted model, not a curated record. Gene Ontology annotation, biological process: mRNA splicing, via spliceosome; maintenance of RNA location. Gene Ontology annotation, molecular function: protein binding; mRNA binding. Lineage: Eukaryota; Fungi; Ascomycota; Dothideomycetes; Pleosporales; Leptosphaeriaceae.
AUGGCAAGGGAUCUGUCACCUUACAGUGCGCGACUACUGUUGACUCGUCAAUUGGCUGAAGGCAACUCUGCUACACCGCAGCCAAGUCAACGCAGACAUGCAAGCCCUCCAGUGUCGCAGACUGCAUCUGAGCGACCAACAAAGGAGCCUGUGGCCAGCUUAGGCCGCCAUUCGAGAAGCAGAUCACGGGAUCAUAAGCCUAGAGAUGCUUCCAGGGAUCGCAAACCUCGCGACAGGAUAGCAGAAUCCGCUGUUAUCACAGGUGGACGGACAGUGUCGCCAGAGCCGUACAAAAAGUCACGCGACGCUUCCAGAGAGCGUAAACGCGGCCAUUCUAGGGAGCGGAGGCGCGAUCGGUCAAGAGACAGGCAUAGAGAUCGAUCACGAGAACGGCGUCGCGACAGGUCUGGGGAGAGGAGAAAGGACCGGUCGCGGGAGAGGCAACGCGACCGCUCAAGAGACAGCCGGCAGGAUCGUUCGAAAGAUAACCGGCGCAAAGAAAAGUCGAGAGAGCGACGACGCUCACGAUCGCCUAUACCCUACCGAUCGCGCAAGCAGCGCACUCGCUCCCCGUCUGCUUCGACAUCUCCUCCACCCAAACGUCGUCGAAGGACUCGAUCGCCUUCUCCACAUCACCGUACCAAAAAGGCUCUCCCAUCGCAGGAAAUUUCGUUUCGCGGCCUCGACGACUCUGCCCAGCCACCCACCAAGUAUGGAGGCGCACCGCCCGAGAAGGAGAAGCCCAAUUUCAAAACCACAGGCGCGCUUGCCAAAGCCGCAAACCGAGUCGAGGGAACCAAGAUCUCACUCAAGUACAACGAGCCCCCCGAAGCCCGCAAACCCCCGCCAUCGCAACCCUGGCGCAUCUUCGUGUUCAAGGGCGAAGAUGUCGUCGACACCAUUGAAAUAUGGCAGAAGAGUUGUUGGCUACUAGGUCGCUCGCACGAGGUGGUGGAUUACGUGCUCGAGCACCCAAGCUCCAGCGGACAACAUGCUGUUAUCCAGUUCCGCUACAUACAAAAGACCAUCGAGGAUGAGUUUGGCGUCAAAACCAAACGCGGUAAAGUCAAACCAUAUAUCAUCGAUCUCGAGAGCAGCAACGGCACGGAGUUGAAUGGGGAGCCCGUUGAGGCGAGUCGCUAUUUUGAACUCCGGGACAAGGAUAUCCUCAAGUUUGCUGGCAGUGAGCGCGAAUACGUGGUCAUGCUUCCACCACCAGAGGCUACGUAG